AUGCUUUUCAGAUAUAGAGCUAAGCAGGUUUCGAACCAAUUUAGAAGAGAAUUUCAUGUUUGUAAACCACUUUAUGAUGAUUUUGAGACUGUUCACAUCCGCAAUACGAACCGAUUUAGGCAGUUGUUAAUGGAAAAGGGUGAUUUCAACACACAACAAGCCAAUGCUGUUGUAGAUAUAAUGUCUGACGCUUUACGUGGCGGCGUUACACAUGUGUCUCAGGAUCUUGCUUCCCGUGAGAAGUUGACAAAGUUGACCUAUCAACAACGAGUUGAUUUUGCCAAGUUGAAGGACCAGCUGUUAACAGCUGACCGGAGUGAGAUCCAUCUGAUCCACAGUGAACAAGAACGUAUUCGUAAUGACCUAGAGCAAUUAAGAAAUAAACUACGAGAAGAGAUAACUAAGGCUAACGCAGGAUUCAAGUUGGAUUUAUCUCUAGAGAAAGGUAGAAUAAGAGAAGAAGCGAGAAACCAUGAUUUGCAGAUCAAGGAAAUUGACACUCGAAUUGAUCAGGAAGUUAGCAAUAUGAAAAUGCAGAUAGAUUCUGUGAAAACCCAAGUUAUGCAAUGGCUUAUUGGUGUUUGUACUGGUACAUUUGCUUUGGUUCUAGCAUAUGUCAGACUGUUGAGUUGA
Molecule: messenger RNA, 633 nt
Organism: Eremothecium cymbalariae DBVPG#7215
Lineage: Eukaryota; Fungi; Ascomycota; Saccharomycetes; Saccharomycetales; Saccharomycetaceae
Gene: FMP32
Product: Fmp32p
Exons: 1
Coding region: 1-633 (210 amino acids)
Cellular component (GO): mitochondrion
Source: RefSeq, a predicted model, not a curated record